AUGGCGGACGUUUGGGUUUCCACGGGAAAACGAUAUUGCGAAAUUUGCAAGGUUUGGUUCGGCAACAACAAAGCCUCACAGGAUCAUCAUGAUCGUGGCGAGCGGCACAAGGCGAUGUUGGCGAACAAAAUCCGCGAAACAAUGCAGAAAGGGAAGAAGCAGGAGCUCGCGAACGCGAAACUCAAUGCAACGCUCGCCAAAAUGACGGCGGCGGCGACAUCAACGAUGGCAAAACGCGGAGAAGGCAUCAUUCAGGGACCACAAUUGCCUUCAAUGGGCCUUCAAAUGAACAUUUUUGAUCCGAACAAGUUCAAGGACGUUGGCUCAAUGGCCAAGGAAAUGUCAGCGAGGAGGGAUGGAAUUAGAAAGGGAAUAUCUGGUGCAGCUCCUCCCCCGGCAGCAAAUCAUCCAAUGAAAAUAACCAAGGAUGAUGUUGUAUCGGCUUAUCGAGAUUUGACAAAUCCGCAAGCCGCCGGUGCUCAAGGACCUGCUCUUCCAGAAGCGUACGCUGUCAAAUAUUUGCCGGAAACACAGACGAAAUGCGCAGAGAUUUGUUGGGUUCGCGCCAAAUCUGAAGAGGGAACGUAUUAUUGGAAUCUGUUCGAUAAUUCGACAAGAUGGGACCAACCGUCCCAUUUCUACACCGAAGAGCAGUAUGAGGAGAAAGUGCGAGAGUUCGAGGAGAACCGAAAACGCAAUUAUUAUGGGCUCGAUGAGGUGAAGGCGGUGAAGAUGGGAAAACAGGAUGUCGAGGCGUAUAUCAAGUCGCAAAUCGCGCAAAGCGGAUUGGCGAAUCUUGUCGAGACGAAUCGGAAGGAAUUGAACAUCGUCGAUCGGUCGGAGAAAGGAAGGAAAGCGGAGAAGCGGAGGCGUUGGGAGGAGCGGCAGAAGGAGCAGCAGCGAUUGGCCGAGGAGGAGCAACAAACUAGGAUGGCCGCCGAAGAGGCCACAGUUAACCUGGAUUAUGAUGGAAUUCCAUUGCCUGAAGAGGAGCCGACGUCAUCGUCUCAACCUCAACCUGAGAUCAUCAUGCCGCCGCCACCUCCAGCUCCGGUUUAUGAGGUCAAGCAGGCGAAGGAGCCCGAAAAGAAGGAUGAGCCGAAGUUCUUACCGCCAGCGAUUGGAGGUUGGAUUCGAAUCAAACCUGAAGAGAAACCAGAUAUCCCUUAUGAAUCACCGUUGACGAAGAGGUUCCGAGAAGAAGAAGAACAAGAGAAAAUUGCUGCAGAGAUUCGAGAAAAAGAAGAGCCGAAGAUUGAAUUUGAAGAAAAAACCGCAGCAGUAAUGACGAAAAAAAUCAAAGGUCCCAUCGAAUUCAAAAAGAAGACAGGUCCAAAAAAUAUCAGAAAGCGAGGCGAAGCCGAUUGA
Molecule: messenger RNA, 1368 nt
Organism: Caenorhabditis bovis
Lineage: Eukaryota; Metazoa; Nematoda; Chromadorea; Rhabditida; Rhabditidae
Source: the annotation of a GenBank genome assembly